AUGCCUGCACCUCGCGGCCCAAAUUACUUCAACACCCCAAAAGGUUCAACUGCGAGCUUCAAAAACCCACGCAUUCGAGCCCUUCCUUUUCUUCCGCAAAAUACACCACGGCAUCUUAGCCCAUCUCAAUACCGCUUACCAUGGAAAUUACGGCAAAGCAAGCCUGAUCCAUACUCUAUCGAAAAGACCGGGAAUCCUCACAUUGAUAUUCCCAUGCUUCACAAAAAACAUCGGCUUGAGAGGGCUGCUGCUAGGUUGUCUCCAGAAGAUCGUUUGAAACUUAAUGCUAAACGUUCUGCUGAGAGAUCUGAAGAGUCCGCGUCCAAGCGUGCGCGCAUCAUUGAGACUAAAGGAACUGCUGUGUCUUUCACACCAGUGCAGUCUGCAGUCCCACGCGUGCCAGGUGCAUUCCCGGAAUCCCCAGAACAUGACGCACCAGUAGAAAUUCAACCACUUUCUUUGCCUGUUGCUCAGACUGCGGCCCGGAAUAUUGCACUCGCUGGAAUGAGCAUUUACGUCCGAAUUCGCCGAAUCACUGGUGUUGUGAAAGGCGCACAUCGAGCUCUCAAACAGGGUAUCAGAGCCAGUACCCUGUUUGCGACCGCCGUUGGGCAACGCAUCAGAGCCACCCAUGAACCUGUACCAACAGUUGUUGAAGAGCGUCAAGAGACACAACAGACUUAUGAGAGUGCUACUUCAUCUGCUAGCGAUCAGUUGCAAACCGACCUCACCGCAUACGCUAGAGCUCUACCCCCUCGUCGCUAUGCUAUUCCAGACAAUGAUCCGUCUGCGCAAUUGCAAGCAGAACUUGUUGAUCACACUUCUCAUAUUCCUCAACCCUCCACUAUCAUUACUGCACCAGCACCCACUACGAUGUCUGCUAACUUGCUGGCUCAAGAUCAAUCUUCUGUUGAUGAAAUCAUGUCAGAAGCAUCCGCUGCUCUUUCGGGGCAAUCUACAACUACUGCAACUACCACAGCCGUUAUGGAAGUGCCAGCAGCUCCUACUACUACAGUGCAAUCGACAUCCGCGUCUGUCGAGGUGGAGUCUUCUGUCAGAGAAGAUGAAGACCCGGAUGCGCGAAAACUUCGGGAACUCUUUGGUAAACGCAGAGAGAAACUCGGUCUACCACCCUCUGAACGCUCGUUAUACUGUCAAGGGCUUAGAAAUCGUAAACUCAGGCGCCCUGCCCCUGUGACUCCUUCUGAGACCAGUACUGAUGCAGAGGUCACUAAUACUGAACUCGCACAGGAAACUGAAGAGCACAUCCAGGACACUUCAGUCUUAGUUGAGGAGCGCCCGACUGUUGAAGUCCAGGACACCGCACAUGUCGAAGAACAACAAGAUGAAGAGCAACAGGCCGAAGACCAACAGGUCGAAGAGCAUCAUGUUGAAGAGGCACGAGAUGAAGAGGCACAAGAUAAAGAGCAACAGCUUGAAGAGCAGGCCGAAGAGCAAUUCACCGACGAACACGAAUUUUUCAUGUCUCCCGAUCCUCCCGACAAUGACGAUGAGUACGACCCAGACGCCUACUAUCCGGGUGUACCACCACUCAUGCCCGAGAGGCGUUUCUUCUUCAAUGCAGAGUUUCGACGCAAAGUUGCAGCAAAAAAGAAAGCUGAACGUGAAGCUGCAUUACUUCGAAAAUCACUAGACGAAGCAGAAGCUCCCAAACGGGAAUAUCUCGCUGCCUUGAAAGAGUUCGAGGUUGCCAAAGCCGAGCAAACCCAGUAUUCGCUGCGCUCUAUCCUCAAACGCCGCCGCGGAGACCACCAGAACCGACGCUUCUCAGGGAGUCAUCUAGAAGCAACCAUACAAGAGACGGUCGAUCAGUUAGCGGCAACUACUGUUCAUGACGAGGUCCCCGAGAUUCCUCGUCCGGCUCGCAACGUACAUUGGGAUGAUGUGGAAAUCAAUUUUGGCGAUGUGCUCUCCAAAUGUCGGUGGUAUGAUGUUAUGUCCCCGCCGGGCGUGUUCAGAGCAGGUCCCGAGCCAGGAGAUAGAGCAGGGUUUGAGAAGUACGAGGAAGGUAUACGACGUCGUGAAAAAGAAUGGGAGCUUAAACAACAGAGGCAGAUUGUGAAAGAUCGGGAAGAUGCCCUUGGUCGUGCUGAUGCGCCGGAGCAGGGUGCAGUCAGACCCUUGACGCCUCUUUGGGAUCAACGUUUGACAGUGGCAAUGCGAUCCCACCCGAAGGAUGUCCUGGCUAAAACAUCAGAUGCGGACCUGACCCACGAAAAAUUAGAAACGUGCUGGAMUACACUGGCCUGGUUGAACGAUGAGGUUAUCAAUGGCCACCUCUCACACACCGUCAAGUAUCUCCGUCGCCAGGCGAACAAUCUCGGAGCUAACGACGCACCUAAAUACUACGCUUUCAAUAGCUUCUUCUACAAGAACCUGCGCGACGGAGGAUACCAAAAAGUGAGUCGCUGGGCCCGUCGCGGCAAGAUCGGUGGCUCCGCUCUCCUGAACGUCGAAACGGUCUUCAUCCCCGUCCAUGAAGGCAUGCACUGGACCCUCCUCGUCGUAAGUCCCCGCAUGCGCACGAUCGAAUACUUCGACUCCCUCGGCGGCAACCCGGACUCCUUCGUCGAAAACACGCGGCGCUGGCUACGCGGCGAACUGGGCGACGCCUAUGUCGAGUCUGAAUGGCUAUUUCUCAACACCCCAUCACCGCAACAGGAUAACGGCAGUGACUGCGGCGUAUUCCUGCUCACGAGCGCCAAGGCCAUUGCGCUGGGCCUCAAGCCGACGGUCUACGGACCAAAUGAUAUCGAGCUGAUCCGCAAGAAAAUUGUCGCCGAACUCAUAAAUGGGGGUUUGCACGAUGAUUUGGAUCCUCGGGAUAGCUCCGGCGUCGUACAAUUGUGA
This is a messenger RNA of Talaromyces amestolkiae, 2871 nucleotides long. RefSeq lists its product as uncharacterized. NCBI's taxonomy places the organism in Eukaryota, Fungi, Ascomycota, Eurotiomycetes, Eurotiales, Trichocomaceae. Bases 1 to 2871 code for a protein of 956 amino acids. Gene Ontology annotation, molecular function: deSUMOylase activity. The record is from RefSeq and is a predicted model, not a curated record. Gene Ontology annotation, biological process: protein desumoylation. Gene Ontology annotation, cellular component: nucleus. The transcript has a single exon.